CCUGGGCUUCUCGUUUCCUUCCAGUAAUGGGAGUGUCAAACCCUCAGGGCAUAAAAGGCGCAGGGCACACAUGUUCCAGGGAAGCUGGCUUGGAAUAAAAGAGUAACCGCCAUGGACCACAAGUCUAUCUGGACAGGUCUGGUGGUCUUGUUGCUUCUCCAUCGAGGAUCUGCCUACAAACUUGUUUGCUAUUUUACCAGCUGGUCCGCUGAGAGGCAGGAACCAGGAACAUUCACCCUUGAGAAGCUCAACCCUUUCCUAUGCUCACACCUCAUCUAUGCAUUCGGCACCAUCAAAAGCAACAGGAUUGGCAUUGAUGACGGGAACGCGGCUGCACUCGACCAUGCCAUCAGCACUCACAAAGCCACGAAUCCCAAACUGAAAAUUCUCUUAUGCAUUGGAGGCUACGUGUUUGGCUCCAAAGGGUUCCACCCCAUGGUUGAUUCUCCCACUUCACGCUUAGAGUUUAUUAACUCUGCAAUCCAGUUUCUGAGGACCCAUAACUUUGAUGGAUUGGAUAUAAGCUGGAUCUAUCCGGAUCGGAAAGACAACGCUCAGUUCAGUGUGUUGAUCCACGAGAUAGCAGAAGCCUUUCAAAAGGACUCUGUAGACUCCACCAAAGCAAGGCUCCUUCUGACUGCCAGCGUGUCCUCAGGGAGGCAUAUGAUCGAUAACAGCUAUCAGAUCAAGAAGCUAGCAGAAGAUGUGGAUUUCAUCAACCUCAUGUCUUAUGAUUUCCAUGGGCCUUGGGUAAAGCCCCUGGUCACUGGACACAGCAGCCCUCUAAGUAAAGGUCAGCUGGACAGAGGGUCAUUCGCUUACAACAAUGCGGAAUAUGCUGUGGGGUACUGGAUAUAUAAAGGAAUGCCUGCAGAGAAGGUGAUCAUGGGCAUACCCACAUACGGGCGCUCCUACACACUGGCAUCUGCAGACACCUCUGUGGGCGCCCCAGCCUCUGGUCCCGGAGUUCCUGGUCCCAUCACCAAUUCUUCAGGUGUCAUGGCCUAUUACGAGAUCUGCCAGUUCCUGCAAGGAGCCAGUAUUACCAGGCUCCUUGACCAGCAGGUCCCCUAUGCAGUCAAGGGGAACCAGUGGGUGGGCUAUGAGGAUGUGGAGAGUAUAGAAACCAAGGUUCAGUUUCUAAAGAACGCAAACCUUGGAGGGGCCUCAAUAUGGUCUGUUGACUUGGAUGACAUCACAGGCCAAUCCUGCAACCAGGGUCCCUUCCCUCUUCUCCAAGCUGCCAAGAGAAACCUUGGCUCGCUCUGAAGGUGACCAUCUGAGGAAGGGGCUGGGGUGGGCAGAGAUCCCCACAGAUCAGAACACAGGAAACAGCACUGGAGGCAUCCUCUUUGGACAUUGAACCAAUUCUUCAGGCUCUGUUGUACCCUCUGCUAUGUUCUCUGACAAAUUAUGCUGCUUCUGUCUGUCUUGUGGGCUUCCUAUACAGUCUUAGGAGAACAAGAAUAUAAUCUAUCACUUCUGAGUACAGUGUGCUUUCCACCCCUACUCCUGAUGGUCACGGUGCAUUGUAAAUUCUGUUGGGCAGGUAAAGGUUUCUGCUGACCAACCAGCCAGCCAAAGAUUCAUUGGUCCUAGGGCAGGUAGCAGGGGAGGAUGGAGGAGCUCACGGGUGUGGCCCAACGCAAGCAAUCAAGGAGAACCAGCCAUGCACUCCUAUGGAAGGGCCUAGGGUGCUAUGGGUCUUUUGUGGCAGGAUUAUAUAUCCCAGGUUGGCUUUGAAUUUGCUGUGUAGCCAAAGAUGAUCUUGAACUUCUGAUCCUCCUGCCUCUACCUCCUGAGUGCUGCGGUUUCAGGCAUACUCCAAUAGGCCUGGUUUUUGUGGAGCUGGGGAUCAAACCCAGGACUUGUGCAUGCUAGGCAAGUGCUCUGCCAGUUGAACAACAUCCUCAGCCUCACUGAGGGUCUUCUUUACACAUGUACUGAGGCUGAACAUUGACCCCAUUGCAAAUUUUGCUUACAAAAUGAUCAGUCUGAUUUAAGUUUCAAAAUCAGAAGAAACCCAAUUCUAUGCCUUUGACUCUUGAUUGAUGAGAUAUUCAGUCUAGCCAGUCAGGAGGUCUAAUAUUGAUAGGCCCUUGCUUGACCCUAUGAUCUUGAAGGCCAGAGGCUCUCUUCUGUUUCAUGUUGCCCUCCGGGUUCCCUAGGUGCAUUCAAGCCUUUCCUGACUUUACAUCAGGUCAUGGAAAGUCCCUCCUGAUUCUGGCUCUGUGCUUAUUUUCCUGUAGCUGAAGACUUGUUUCCCUGCGGGACAAUAAAACAAAAUCUUGUUACUCCAA
This is a messenger RNA of Jaculus jaculus (lesser Egyptian jerboa), 2300 nucleotides long. RefSeq names its product chitinase 3 like 2 (gene Chi3l2). The transcript is spliced from 10 exons. Gene Ontology annotation, biological process: chitin catabolic process; carbohydrate metabolic process. Gene Ontology annotation, molecular function: chitin binding. The record is from RefSeq and is a predicted model, not a curated record. The coding region runs from base 112 to 1269 and encodes 385 amino acids. NCBI's taxonomy places the organism in Eukaryota, Metazoa, Chordata, Mammalia, Rodentia, Dipodidae. Gene Ontology annotation, cellular component: extracellular region.